Molecule: messenger RNA, 1796 nt
Organism: Microcebus murinus (gray mouse lemur)
Lineage: Eukaryota; Metazoa; Chordata; Mammalia; Primates; Cheirogaleidae
Product: vesicular acetylcholine transporter
Biological process (GO): chemical synaptic transmission; transmembrane transport
Cellular component (GO): AP-1 adaptor complex; terminal bouton; AP-2 adaptor complex
Molecular function (GO): acetylcholine transmembrane transporter activity
Source: RefSeq, a predicted model, not a curated record
CGGCCCCAGCCCCUCGGAGCGCCCGCCUCCCCGGCCGCCCCUGAGCCCAGCGGAGGCGGGUCUCCAGAUCGGCUAAGAGCAGCUGCGGCUCUUCUCCAGAUCGAGUCCUUGCCUUUCCCCGGGGCGCGGGGCCAUGAGCCCCGCGGCCACCUGAGGCACAGGACCCGCUGCUUGGCGAGGACCGCGCCCCCAAAGUCCAGUGCCCCCGUCUCUGCACUGCGGGACGCCCGCGCCCAACCCUGGUGGAGGCGUCCUCGGAAGAGCAGCGGGGUGAGGGCAUGGAACCCGCGGCACCGGCGGGCCAGGCCCGGGCAGCGGCCACAAAGCUGUCGGAGGCAGUGGGAGCGGCGUUGCAGGAGCCCCGGCGGCAGCGGCGCCUGUUGCUGGUCAUCGUGUGCGUGGCGCUGUUACUGGACAACAUGCUGUACAUGGUCAUCGUGCCUAUCGUGCCCGACUACAUCGCCCACAUGCGCGGGGGCAGCGAUAGCCCCAGCUCGACCCCCGAGGUGUGGGAGCCCACCUUGCCGCUGCCCACUCCAGCUAAUGCCAGCGCCUACACGGCCAACAGCUCGGCGCCUCCGACGGCUGCGUGGCCUGCCGGGUCAGGCCUCCGGCCCCGAUACCCCACGGAGAGCGAAGACGUGAAGAUCGGGGUGCUGUUUGCUUCCAAGGCCAUCCUGCAGCUGCUGGUGAACCCCCUGAGCGGGCCUUUCAUCGACCGCGUGAGCUACGAUGUGCCGCUGCUCAUCGGCCUGGGCGUCAUGUUCGCCUCCACGGUCAUGUUCGCCUUCGCCGAGGACUACGCCACUCUGUUCGCAGCGCGCAGCCUGCAGGGCCUGGGCUCGGCCUUCGCUGACACGUCCGGCAUAGCUAUGAUUGCGGACAAGUAUCCGGAGGAGCCAGAGCGCAGUCGAGCGCUGGGCGUGGCGCUGGCCUUCAUCAGCUUCGGAAGCCUGGUGGCGCCGCCCUUUGGGGGCAUCCUCUAUGAGUUCGCGGGCAAGCGCGUACCCUUCCUGGUGCUCGCCGCGGUGUCGCUCUGCGACGCGCUGUUGCUGCUGGCGGUGGCCAAGCCAUUCUCCGCUGCCGCACGGGCUCGGGCCAACCUGCCGGUGGGCACGCCCAUUUACCGCCUCAUGCUAGACCCCUACAUUGCCGUGGUAGCCGGCGCGCUCACCACCUGCAACAUCCCCCUUGCCUUCCUCGAGCCCACCAUCGCCACGUGGAUGAAGCACACGAUGGCAGCGUCCGAGUGGGAGAUGGGCAUGGCCUGGCUGCCGGCUUUCGUGCCGCACGUGCUAGGCGUCUACCUCACAGUGCGCCUGGCGGCACGCUACCCACACCUGCAGUGGCUGUACGGGGCGCUGGGGCUGGCUGUGAUCGGUGCCAGCUCGUGCAUUGUGCCCGCCUGCCGCUCCUUCGCGCCCUUGGUGGUCUCGCUCUGCGGCCUCUGCUUUGGCAUAGCGCUGGUCGACACAGCACUGCUGCCCACGCUCGCUUUCCUAGUGGACGUGCGCCACGUCUCAGUCUACGGCAGCGUCUAUGCCAUCGCCGACAUCUCCUAUUCAGUGGCCUACGCGCUCGGGCCCAUAGUGGCGGGCCACAUCGUGCACUCGCUCGGCUUUGAGCAGCUCAGCCUGGGCAUGGGCCUGGCCAACCUGCUCUAUGCGCCCGUUCUACUGCUGCUGCGCAACGUGGGCCUCCUGACACGCUCCCGCUCCGAGCGCGACGUGCUGCUGGACGAGCCGCCACAGGGUGCAGGCGGCCGCAGGCAGCGGAGCCAGCAGGGAGCAAGGUGA